CUACCUCCGUCCCAGAGUAUUUGUCCACUUUCAUUUUUACACACCAUCCAAUACACUUCUUUAAUCCAUUUUAUCUUGUAAUUUGUAUAUUAAAAAAUUAUAGAAAUUAUAUAUUAAUAAUCUAUAUGUUAAGACAAAUCAAACAAGAUCACACAUGACUAUAUUUAGGUUUACACACUGAGAGAAUUUGAUGAGUCAAAGGGUAUUGUGUGACCCGAAGAUUUCGCCCAGGAUGAAAGGCAAGUUCUACCGAUCCGUAGUCAGACCUGCUAUGUUAUAUGGGGCAGAGAGUUGGGCGGUUAAGAAGACUCAUGUGCGUCGUCUGCAUGCGGCGGAGAUGCGGAUGUUACGAUGGAUGUGUGGGAAGACAAGGUUGGAUAGGAUUUUGAAUGAAGUUAUCCGACGUCAGGUAGGCAUGGCGGCGGUGGAAGAUAAAUUGCGGGAAGCGAGGUUGAGAUGGUUUGGUCAUGUGAGACGGCGGGAUGCUGACGCCCCUGUACGGAGAUGUGAGCGGAUUACGGUUAUCGGGGGUAGUAGGGGAAGGGGUAGACCUAAGAAGAAUUGGAAGGAGGUGAUUAGACAUGAUUUAGGACUUCUCACCCUGACUGAGGAUAUGGCUUUAGAUAGGAACCUUUGGAGAACUAGGAUUAGAGUAGCUGGUUAGGAACUCGGUGCUACAGAGGUAUUGGAAACAUAUACUCCCUCCGUUUGGAAAAAGUGUUCCUAUUUUGACUUUGUGUAAAAAUAAGGAAGUAUUAAAUUGUAGUUGACUUCCAAUUUUGCCCUUGAUGUGAUAGGUAAAAGUAAGAUGUGAUGGAUAGAUUAUUAGAUAUAAAGUAUGAUGUGAUAGGUAAGGUAUGAAAAAGUAAGGGUAAAAGUGGUUUUUUAAUAGAAAGUGGAAGUGUUUUGUUGGAAGUAAAAAAAAUGAAAGAGGAAGUGUUUU
Messenger RNA from Cuscuta campestris, 943 nucleotides. Lineage: Eukaryota; Viridiplantae; Streptophyta; Magnoliopsida; Solanales; Convolvulaceae. The record is from the annotation of a GenBank genome assembly.